AUGUCUCCUCUUCCCCCUCUCAGUCUGGAGAGAAAUCUCGGGGCGCUGCCAACCUUGGUAUCCUUCCGAGUUUCCGUCCAAUGGUGUGCAAUGGUCGGUGCUCUGGCCACAGUUGAAAACUGGGGAGUACCAAAAAAACCGUUGAGCAGUAGCAAAAGGACCCUGUCCCAGUACCAAGAGAAAACCCCGGCUUUGGUAGCAUCAGUGUCCAGCUACCCAGCCAAGCCAGCAACAGCGGGGGCCCACCUAGAUGCACUCAAUUGCCAUUUUGCAUCCUUGGUUUCGGACUUUUUGUUAUCAAGAGCUGCAUCAGCCCCUCACCCGCCUGCACGCUUUGAUAGCAAAAGAACCGCUGGCUUGGCAACUGACAAUGGACAGCCCGUUGGGAGACAGCCACGGCACAACAGUUUGCAGCGUGCCCACGUUGUGUGGUCCAUCUGCGAUUUCUUCAUGGCAAGCAUUUAG
Pyricularia oryzae 70-15 is the source of this 465-nucleotide messenger RNA. RefSeq lists its product as uncharacterized. The record is from RefSeq and is a predicted model, not a curated record. NCBI's taxonomy places the organism in Eukaryota, Fungi, Ascomycota, Sordariomycetes, Magnaporthales, Pyriculariaceae. Bases 1 to 465 code for a protein of 154 amino acids. The transcript is spliced from 2 exons.